AUGGCGCCCCUCGUCCUGUCUGAGCGUUACUCUAAGUACUUCCGCGGCAAGCACGUGCUCAUCACCGGCGCGUCUGAGGGCGUCGGCGCCGAGAUCGCCAAGAUGCUCGCCGCCGCUGGCGCGCGCGCGACGCUCGUCGCGCGCACGGAGAGCAAGCUGCGCGCGAUCGAGGCGGCCUGCGAAGAGGCGCGAGGCCAGGCGGCCGACGCCACGGGCGGCGCUGCGGGCGGCGCGGGGCGGGUUGCGUUCUCCGCGCCGGCCGACGUGACAGACGAGCCGGCGCUCGCGGCGGCGGUGGCGGCGGGCGUCGAGGCGCUUGGGCCGGUCGACAUGCUGAUCACAUGCGCGGGCGCGGCCGAGUGCUCCUACUUCCACGCCAGUGACACUGCCGCCUUCCGCUUCAUGAUGGACCUGAACUAUAUGGGAGUGGUCCAUGCUGUGCGCGCUGUUCUGCCGGGCAUGCUGCGGCGCAAAGAGGGACACCUGGUGGCCGUGGCGUCGACGCUGUCGCUCAUGGGUGGGCGCCGGGCCGGCCGGGCCUCUGCGGCCGGGCCUCUGAGGCCGGGCCUUUGCGGCCGGGCCUCUGCGGGCGGGCCACUGCAGGCGGGGGCGCAGGCGGCCCGCGGGGCAGGGCGCUGA
This is a messenger RNA of Monoraphidium neglectum, 639 nucleotides long. RefSeq names its product putative oxidoreductase. The transcript has 2 exons. The record is from RefSeq and is a predicted model, not a curated record. Gene Ontology annotation, molecular function: 3-dehydrosphinganine reductase activity. Gene Ontology annotation, cellular component: endoplasmic reticulum membrane. The coding region runs from base 1 to 639 and encodes 212 amino acids. NCBI's taxonomy places the organism in Eukaryota, Viridiplantae, Chlorophyta, Chlorophyceae, Sphaeropleales, Selenastraceae. Gene Ontology annotation, biological process: sphingolipid biosynthetic process.